AUGGCGGAACCGGAGCAUGAUCGGGUGCUACCUACAUCUGAAAAUUUGAAUGGAUCUAUCCAGAUCCCUACUGAGAAAGAAAUCAAGGAGCGAGAGCCUGAGGUGAAAGAUGGCAAGGAGAAGGAGAAGGACAAGGACGUGAAGGAGUCGGAGACUACGAAGCCCGUCUGCAAAAAGCACGAGAAGAAAAAGAAGAAGGCCACCAAGAGAGAGGAGUCUGAAACGUCGGGGACUGACUCGUCCUCCAACUCCGACAGUGACGCUGACUCCGAGUCGAAUUCGGACAGCGAGUCGAGCACCGACAAGCGCAGACGUCAUCGCCUGCGCGCCAAAACACGGGCUCGCCGUACACUCAAAGACAAGAAGCGUCGCAAGAAGAAAUCCCGGUCGCGCAAGGUCGACACUUCCGACUCGGAGUCGGACUCGGAAUCUGAGUCUGACACUGACACUUCGGUGGAAUCGGAUGAAUCUCUGGACGAAAAGGCACUGAGGAAAUUGGUCACCAAGUUGAAGCUCAAGAAGCGAGCGAAGAAGCUCCGGGACCAGACUUCCGAUGACUUGACUCCUAGUGAUCCACUGGGAGAUGGUCGUCAGAAGCGCUCGAAGAAGAAGAAGCCCGCUUCCAAGGUCGCCUACAAGCGAGUCGAUCAACUAUGGGAUACAACGAUCCACAAAUACAAGCUGACUGAAACGGUCGACGACCCGGAUGCUGACGAAUGGGACCAAUACAUCUUCAACGUCCGUCGCAAGUUCAACUGGGAAAACAAAUAUCUCGAAACGGUCGUCGACAUCAAAAGCAAACACCUCCGCGAUGCCCUCUCCAAAAUUAUGGACGGCGUCAAAGGUGUGAGUCUCGUCCAAGAGCCUGCCGUCGUGGAUCCAAACAUGCUCUUCCUCUACCUCGAGGAGACCCGGCAAUACAUGAAAGAUCUGAAGAAGCAGUCCCGCAACGCGAAGAAGCGCAAAACCCGCAAGACAGCCGCUGCAAAGGCUGCCCAUCUGAAGGUUCUGAUCAAGUACCUCGACACAGACUAUGCGGAUAUCAAGAAAACGCUUUACCCUCUCCUCGAAGCUAACACCAUUACUUUCGAUCUUCUUUGGGCCCUUUUCAAGCCCAACACCAUCGCUUACACCCCGACUUACGGCAACGCCGAUGAGCCGCGCGCUUUCAAGAUCGAGUAUGCCGUCAAGGAAUCUUCCUUCAUGAAGGGUCAAUGGUAUAGCGUCGAAGGUCGCUAUUUGGAGUACGAUGGCAAGGACUUCGGUUUCGGCAGUAUGUCUGCCGAAGUUGAAUCUUUCAAGGGCGCUCGCAAGAUCACCUCACUUGCCUGUUAUCCCCUCAAAUACCAUCGUGAUGCAGAUGCCUUGCGUGCCAGGCUGAUCGAGCGUGGUAAGCGAUUUGUUGCCCUGCGUGGCAUGAACUACCGCUUCCACAAAGGCAUGGCGUUCUACAAGAAAAAGCGAUCUUUCAUCAUCAAGGUCAAUAUCAAUGGUCGUGUCAUGAUCGAUCCAGCUAUUCACCGACGAAUCAAUCCCAAUUACAUCAUUUCGACCGUUCGUCCGAAGGACCCCGAUCUUUUGGAUUCGGACGACCUGGGCCUGAGCGACAACGACGAUGACAGUGAGGGUUGCUGCUGUGGUGGCUCUGACUCAGAGGACGAGCAUGCUGGAGCUUCGGAUACCCCGCGAACCGUUUACAAGGUCGUUGAGGAUGCAGAGGGCUUGCCUCGCGUUGUCGAAGUGGAGGUUGAUGAGAACGGCAACGAAAUCCAAAAGGAGAAGAUUGAUCGCAUUGGUGACGGGACCAAGGAGCGCGAGUUCACGGAAGAAGAGCUCCUCGUUGCCAGCCCUGUGGUCCUUGGCUUUGCUUUCAGUGAGAAGCUCUGGUUGGAGUUCACCAUCUCCGGUAUCAGUGAUAUCGAAUGGGACCAGGACGCCUUUGGAUCUCUCGUUCUGCCUACGAAUCAGAAAUCUAUCGUCAAGGCUCUUGUCGAAUCCCAUACCUUCCAUGCCGCGGAGAACAUCGACGAUGUCAUCCAGGGCAAGGGUAAAGGUCUGGUUGCUGUUCUGCAUGGCCCUCCCGGAACAGGAAAGACACUCACUGCAGAAGGCAUUGCGGAGCUUCUCCGCCGCCCUCUGUACAUGGUCAGCGCAGGCGAGCUGGGCACUGAUUCAAGAACACUUGAAGCCGAGCUGAACAAAAUCUUGGAUAUCGCUCACUCCUGGGGUGCGGUUCUGCUUCUCGAUGAAGCAGAUGUCUUCCUUGAGAAACGUACUAUCCAUGACAUCCAUCGCAAUGCCCUGGUCAGCAUCUUCCUGAGACUUCUCGAGUACUUCCAGGGUAUUCUCUUCCUCACGACGAAUCGCGUCGAGACAUUUGAUGAUGCCUUCCAAUCACGUAUCCACGUUGCCUUGCGGUACGGCGAUCUGACCACCAAGGCAAAGAGAAGUAUUUGGAAGAUGUUCUUGGAACGCGUUCGUGCUAUUGAGGGCGUGCGCACUGCUACAUUCUCUGAGGCUGAUUACGAUAUGCUUUCGCGGCAUACUUUGAACGGUCGACAGAUCAAAAAUUCUGUUCGUACCGCUCAAGCUCUGGCUGUCAACGAGAAGUCUCCUUUGGCGAUGGAGCACAUCAAGCGGGUGCUUGAAGUGGCCGAAACCUUUGACCAAGAUCUUCGUGGUGGAACAGGAUACCUGGAUGCUAUGCGGAGCUACACUUGA
Molecule: messenger RNA, 2721 nt
Organism: Penicillium olsonii
Lineage: Eukaryota; Fungi; Ascomycota; Eurotiomycetes; Eurotiales; Aspergillaceae
Source: the annotation of a GenBank genome assembly